AUACAUUUUAAACGCGUCCGCCGAGAAAGACAGGCCACUUCUUCAGCCAUCCAAACCAGUCAGUUCGAUCCUCGCUCGCUCGCUCGCCAGUGUUAAUACCUACCCACUAGUUGUGCUGUGCUGUGCCUGUUGUGUGUGAGUGAAGUGAAAAUCGUGAGUGAGAAGCGGUAGAAAGAAGGAGGAAAAGUCCCACAUUUUCCCCGAGUCGAACAAGCAGCAGCAGUAGCACCAGGCGGCCCUAGCCAUCCCGAGAAUUGAUUUUUCUUGUUCCUGUUCCAGAAAAUCGGUUCCCGAUUCGGUCGUUCCCUGUUCCCGACUGUUCGAUCUGUAGAAAGAAAAGGGGGCUCGAUGCUGUUGGGUUUUCCGAGUGUGUGAAGGGGAUGGAUCUGUGGAAAAUCGCCUUUUCCUAGAAGGAGCGACGAGAGCGGGACGAGUUUUCCUUUUUUUCUUUUCGGUGUGCUGUGAGCAGUGUCAAGAAUCGAAGCGCGUCAAGUGGUGCGGUCGAGCGCAAAGGCCUACUCUACUCUACUCUACUCUACCUUUCCCGAUCGUAGUAGGCGAAAAACUAACAAAAGUUGUGUUGCGAUAUUUCGAAGAGUUGUAUUUUCCUUUUGUUGCGAAAACCGAAGUGCGUGCUUUUUUCAGUGUUUGGGUGUGAAGUGUGAAAAGCGCGUGUGAGGAAUCAGAAGAAAUCGGCCGAAGGAAGGAAGUGAGGCAAGCGUAUCGUUGCCAAAGUGGGGUGGGUUGGAAAAGUGGCGGGGCAAUACAGGCAAAAGCAGCAGCAGGCAGUGCGGAUCGAUUGCCAAAGGAUUAACGUACUACACACAGGAACGGCAGCAGCAGUGGGACGAGGUGGAGGAGGAGGAGACGGUUCCCGAGUUGGACGCAAAAACGGAGCACUUUUGCACCAGUCAGCAGCGGCAGGAACAGCAGGAGAAUCACCAGGAGUGCUGUUAUGCCUUGCUACGCUUGAACCAAAAUAUUUACCCGCACAUCUCUGGUGGAUUGCAGUGCUGCUUCGGACGAGGACAUCGAACGGAUCAACAACAGCAAGAGGGGCAGGUAGUAACAGGAACCGCACCGGACGAAUUCCUCCAAGUGGGGUGGUCGUCCGGGUUUAGAGAAGACGAAGGAGCUACCGCAGUGGCUGCAGCCUCAACGGCACAAACGACAAGGUUUAGCCAGCGUCUGCCGCCGUCGCACUUCAGUGCCUACUUCGAAUCCGGCGCUUCCCGUUACGGCAGCUCCAACGUCACGAUGGAUGAGAACGAGGUGAUGGCGGCAUACCUGUGGAGCAAGCAGUCCCAGGACCUGUACGCAAGUCAUGGCCUAAAGGACCUGCACCAUCUCCAUCAGGACUUCAUCAUCAACGACUACACCGACAAGAUUGCCACCAACAUCGACCUGCUGGAUACGGAGCUCAAGUUCGCCUGGGCUGCGCUGAAUCUGCUGAACGAAGAGUACACUAAGAUGGCGGAGAAGGUCUUCAAGUUGCAGUCGUUGAACGUCUCCCAGCAGCGCAUCGUGCAGAAUCUGCAGUUCAUGGAGGAGAACAGGAAGGCCUAUCUGGACAUGAUACCGGACUACGCCAAGCACCAUGAGUAUUCUCUGCAGGAGCAGUCGCGACUGCAGGAAGAACUAGAAUACCGGGAUUGCAUUGAUGAGGCCUAUCUGCACCACCAGCAGCAACAGCAGAUGCCACCGUAUCCACCCUACGAUGUUGGAUGGCGAUUCAAUCCGGCGACGAUGCCCGAGGAGAUGGCCAUUCACGAUCCCGAAUACUGGUUGAUGCGGAGGAACCUGUCCAAUAUUCCGGAAGAACAAGCAGCCCAAGCAGCUCCUCGCUAUCCGCAGCAGAUGUCGACGAACCCGUUCCUGCAGACGGUUGAAGCCGCGAAUGGCGGAAUCCUGCGAGAGAUCGAACCGGCGAACGACGCGGCGAUGAUCGAGGAGCAGCUGAGGGCUUCGUUUCUGAACCACUCCCAGCAGCUUGAGCUGGAAUACGGAUUGCCAAUGGCCAAGCAGUUCGUGGCCGAGCGAAUCGAAAAACUCGAGGACGCCGACGUCAAGCAGUUGAUUACGCGGGUAAUGGACGAUGAGGAUGUGGCGUCGCUGAGCAGCGAGGAGGUCGAGAAGGUGAGAACGUUCAUGGCGAAGAACUGUGGUGAUUUACGAGAGGUGUUUGCGGAGGAGUUUUCGCCACUGGCCAAGGAUACCAAGGGCGGGGAGAAGCUGAUUUCGCAAAACAAACUGAGCGGGGUCAGUCCGAAGAAGGAGUUUAACAAGUACAUCCAUCUGCCCAAUGCAGAAGGAAUUGCUUCGCUAAACAACGAUGACCUUCUGACGGUGGAUAAUGGGACAAUCAGCAUCCAGGAUAGCAGCAGUGGAAACAAUGACAACGAAUUUAAGCUCAAGCUGAACACGGUCCAUCCAGCGAAUGGGAUGGGAGGAGUUUCGCCAAAGAAAUUGAUGGAAUUUUCACCAUUUGGGAUGCAGAAGUGUCUGGUGCGGGAAGCAAAGGAAAACAACGUCGAUGUACCGGGGAUGAUGCAUUUUUCGGACAAUUUGAUGAACAAGCCUAGUUUUGCGGAUUUGAUGAACAGUAAACCGUGCGCGGAAACUUCGAUGACGUUUACAAACAUGAACGGGGAGACGGAGUCGAUCUUCAGCCAGAGCUUUAAGGAGGCAGUGGAGGCAAAAUUAGCAGGACAGGCGGUGCAGAUGGCAGGCAAUAUGAUCAAUCUAGGUGAACCCCUUCCACCGUUUCCAAACGUGCCGAUGAAACCUAACAUAAGUGAAGCCCUGGAAGCAGCAACAGUACACGGCAUCACCACCGAAGCUAGACGACCAAGCGUUACGGAAGCAUCUGCCGUAUUGAUAGCUCCGGAAGCUCGCCGGCCGAGCAUAGUUGACCAAGUACUCCCAUCAUUAGCUAGGAAACCAAGUAUAACCGUCGCUUCGGAUAUGCCUCGAAAACCAAGCAUUACAGAUGCAUCCGAACCGUCGAUGUUCGCGGUGGUUCCCCGUAGGCAAAGCGUAGCCGAACCACCGGUAACUACCCCGAUCUUCCAAACCAUCGCGAGAAAGUCUAGCGUAACGGAAACUGCCUCGAGCCCUCCGAUGUUUACACCGCUACCCGGGCAGACCACCAUCACCGACACCCCGGAAAUGCAAGCCAUCUACGAAUCACUGUCGCGGAAAUCCAGUCUACCAACUCUAGGUGAUGGGACGUUCUUCCCCUCGCUGGAUAUCACUGACUCAGGAUUUGCUGAUUCUACCGAUGGAAUGUCUAUGUUUCCAACCAUGCCAUUAAAUCUAUCGUCAAUCGACGCUCCGGUGAGUUUGCCGGAUUUCUCUACCCUGUCAACGAUCUCCAACAUCCCAGAGACUUCGGAAGCUUCCUCAUUCCUUCACAUGUCCAUGAAUUCGUCCGGAAUUAGUGAAGCGUCCGACAGUAUCACUCUUCCACCGGUGACAACGUCCGCACCAUCUGCGACUGCCAUAAUAUCUGCUCUCUCUAGCCAACUGAACCAAACCACCGCAGCCAUAUCGAAGGAAGUCCUCCAACCCCAAGAAAAGAUAUCUUUACCACCCAUAUCAGCAGCUCCAGCCACCAUAGCUGCCCUAGCUGAUAGUAAACCGAUCGCGCAGGCUACAGCGCCUCCCCCGACGACCGUAGCCACUUCGACCACUUCCAUCAAUGGGGAUGUGAAGCCGAAACCCGUGGUCAGUCAAGCGCCUACUCCGGCACCCGUUGUAGCCCAGGCCAUCGUUAAACCGGUGCAGUCUAUGGCUCCAGUGACUGUUCCCGUAUCAGUCUCGGCACCGGUUCAGAAGCCACCAGCUCCCCAAUCCCAACAAGAACAACAACAACAACAACAACAGCAACAACAACAAAAACAACAACAACAGCAACAACAACAACAGCAACAACAACAACAACAGCAACAACAACAACAGCAACAACAACAACAACAACAACAGCAACAACAACAACAACAACAACAGCAGCAACAGGAAUCCAAGGGCAGUGGCUUCUUUCAAACCUCCACCGCCAACACCAACCUCUUCGGAGGCUUUUUCAACAAGGCCAAGAACCUCACCCACCAGGAAAGUUCGGACAGCAUCAUUGGUGCCAAAUCCAAAUCGUUCUUCGCCUCCAUGAAAAACUCCUUCUCGCUCGACUCCAGCAAGCAAUCCACAGAGGAACCACAGCAACCGCCUCAGCAACAACAGCAGGUUCCUCCGCAAGCCACGCCUCCUUCGAGUGCCACUUCUUCGAUCGCCGGUCAACACCAGCUGUCGCCUCCGUCAGCAGCAGAAGAAACCAUCAUCACCACUACUCCACCCCUACAAUCUCCGGCAGAUGUAGCGCAGGCUCAGUACCUGCAGGAGUUAUCCCCUUCCCAAGAGCAAUCACAGUAUUCGCCAGGCGAUCAGCAACAGCAACAGCAACAGCAGUCUCCGUACGGGACGGCUUCGGAGUUUCCGAUACUAAACGAUAGCACAACGAUCAACGCACAAACACAGGAACAGCCGUUUCCGGAAGGAGAUGAACAUAUGGUGCCUUUGCCGAUAGAGGGUGAAGAUGAAGCACCGAAAGCGCCUGCGCACCGGAAGCAAAGCUUGUUUCGAGCGCAAAGCAGUGAGGGAUCGAUGGAUGGUGAAGGUAGUAAGUGGAAACUGCUCAAGACAUUGAAGGAGAAGCGUAUCGAGGAGAAGCAGAAGGUAUCGGAUGUGGGAGACGAUGAGGAGCCAGGUAUUUUCAAAAAGGUUGACGUUGGCGGUAAGGAUGAGCCGGAGGUAAUUCAGAACGAUAAGCGCAAUGGAACUACUGACAGUGGACGAGGCAACGGAAUGGGAGACAAUACGUUCUACAGCAACAUCGACAGUAUGCCGGAUAUCCGUCCCCGGCGGAAGUCGAUCCCGCUGGUAUCGGAAUUGGUAAGUAUCACGAUGGCAGCUACGAAACGCCAGGCAGCUGGACUCACUUCAGUCGUACGGGCCACCUUGAAUGACGAAGAACUGAAAAUGCACGUCUACAAGAAGGCCCUGCAGGCGUUGAUCUACCCGAUCUCGUCGACGACACCGCACAACUUCGUACUGUGGACAGCGACUUCCCCGACCUACUGUUACGAGUGCGAAGGACUGCUGUGGGGUAUCGCCCGGCAAGGUGUUAGAUGUACGGAAUGUGCCGUCAAGUGCCACGAAAAGUGCAAAGACCUGCUGAAUGCCGAUUGUUUGCAAAUGUGCUUUGCGGGUGCUUCCGAGAAGAGUUCCAAACAUGGUGCCGCCGAGGAUAAGGCAAAUUCUGUGAUCGCAGCGAUGAAGGAGCGGAUGAAGCAACGGGAACGGGACCACCCGGAGAUCUUCGAAGUGAUCCGAAAGGUGUUCAACGUGGAGGAGAAGAGCCACGCGGGUCACAUGAAGGCGAUCAAGCAGAGCGUACUGGACGGUACGAGUAAAUGGUCUGCCAAGAUCGCCAUCACUGUGAUCUGCGCUCAAGGUCUGAUUGCUAAGGACAAGAGCGGUACCAGCGAUCCGUACGUCACCGUUCAGGUGAGUAAGGUGAAGAAGCGUACCCGAACAAUGCCGCAGGAGCUGAACCCGGUGUGGAACGAGAAAUUCAACUUCGAGUGCCACAAUUCUUCCGAUCGUAUCAAGGUGCGCGUGUGGGACGAGGACAACGAUCUGAAAUCGAAACUGCGACAAAAGUUGACCCGCGAAUCGGACGACUUCCUGGGGCAGACAAUCAUCGAGGUGCGAACACUGUCCGGCGAGAUGGACGUGUGGUAUAAUCUGGAGAAGCGAACGGACAAAUCAGCGGUGUCGGGUGCUAUUCGGUUGCACAUUUCAGUGGAGAUCAAGGGUGAGGAGAAGGUCGCUCCGUAUCACGUGCAGUACACCUGUCUGCACGAAAACGUGUUCCAUUAUCUAUGCGAAGAGGCGUUCGGAGCGGUCAACCUACCGCAAACCAAAGGCGACGACGGGUGGAAGAUCUACUUCGACGAAACGCCCGAGGAGAUAGUGGACGAGUUCGCGAUGCGGUACGGUAUCGAAAAUAUCUACCAAGCGAUGACGCACUUCCAUUGCCUAUCGACCAAGUACCUGUGCGCGGGCGUCCCGGCAGUGAUGAGUACCUUACUAGCGAAUAUUAACGCUUACUACGCACACACGACGGCAUCGACUGCCGUAUCGGCCAGUGAUCGCUUCGCUGCUAGCAACUUUGGCAAAGAGAAAUUCGUUAAACUACUAGACCAGCUGCACAACUCUCUCCGUAUUGACCUAUCGAUGUAUCGCAACAACUUCCCCGCUUCCAGCCAAGAGAAACUGAUGGACCUCAAGUCCACGGUCGAUCUGCUAACCAGUAUUACAUUUUUCCGCAUGAAGGUACAAGAAUUGUCGAGCCCACCUAGAGCUAGCACGGUAGUUAAGGACUGCGUUAAGGCUUGUCUACGCUCAACGUAUCAGUUUUUGUUCGAGAACUGUUAUGAGUUGUAUAAUCGAGAAUUUCAGGUCGACCCGAACGAAGCGAAACGGGAGGGCGAAGACCACGGACCAAAACUAGAGAAUGUUGACUUUUGGCACAAACUAAUCGCACUUAUCGUAUCAGUAAUAGAGGAGGAUAAGAAUAGUUAUAGCGCAGUGCUUAAUCAAUUCCCACAGGAGCUUAAUAUAGGACAGGUCUCCGCCGCAACAAUGUGGAGCCUGUUCGCUAUAGAUAUGAAGUACGCACUGGAAGAGCACGAACAGCACCGCCUGUGUAAAUCAUCCGCUUACAUGAACCUGCACUUCAAGGUCAAAUGGCUGUAUACGAACUACGUGAAGGAAGUCCCACCGUAUAAGGGCGCCGUGCCUGAAUAUCCGGCCUGGUUCGAGCCGUUCGUGAUGCAGUGGCUUAACGAGAACGAUGAUGUCUCGCUCGAGUACCUACAUGGCGCCUUCAAGCGUGACAAGAAGGACGGGUUCCAAAAGAGCAGUGAGCACGCACUGUUCUCCAACUCCGUCGUGGACGUGUUCACGCAGUUAACACAGUGCUUUGAUGUAGUUAGCAAACUGGACUGCCCGGAUCCGGAGAUCUGGAAGCGGUACAUGCGACGAUUCGCCAAAACAAUAGUGAAAGUUUUGCUCGCUUACGUAGAUAUAGUUAAAACCGAAUUUCCCGAUAUCAUGCAUGAGGAGAAAACGGCUUGUAUUCUGAUGAACAAUAUCCAACAACUUCGGGUCCAAUUGGAGAAGAUGAUCGAAUCGAUGGGUGGUGAGAAACUGGAGGAGGACGCAGCCAACAUCCUGAAGGAGCUGCAGCAGAAUUUGAAUACCGCGCUGGACGACCUGGCUACGCAGUUUGCCGUGAGCUUGGAGCCACGCAUUACCGGUAGCGUUCGGGAACUGGGAGAUCUGCUGCAGCAAGUCAAACAGCAAACCUCCCUAUUCCACGCGCCACCCACCGACGAUGCCAACAUAAUUGCCAUGGAAGCGGACGAAGUUCUGCGGCCUUUGAUGGACCUCCUCGACGGUUCGCUCUCGAUGUACGCCCAGUCCUGCGAGAAGACUGUGCUGAAGCGGCUGCUCAAGGAACUGUGGAAGAUUGUCAUCCGAACGCUGGAGAAGACCAUCGUGCUGCCGCCGAUGACGGACAAAACGAUGGUCUUCAAACAUCUAACCGACAACGCCAAGAACCUGGCAGCCAACGCUAAGAUCGAGGACAUGUCCCGGUUGAUCAAGAAUCACAUGGCGGGUAAACCGGACGCCAAGAACGUGCUCAGUGGAGUGAUGGAUAUCUCCAAGGAAGUACGUCCAAAUAUCGAGAAGAAUCUAUCACCGAAGCAGUGCGCCGUUCUGGAGGUCGCCCUGGACACCAUCCAGCAGUACUUCCACGCCGGUGGCAAUGGACUGAAGAAGCCAUUCCUGGAGAAAUCAUCCGAACUGCAGAGCCUGAAGUACGCCUUGAGUCUGUACACGCAGACGACGGAUACGUUGAUCAAGUCGUUCGUUUCCGGACAAGGGGCAUCCGAAGAGGGUGGAAUCAAUCACGAAGAUGCCUCCGUCGGGGAAGUUUCGAUCCAAAUCGACGUCUCGUCCAACCCGGAGAACGGUGAACAGAAGAUUUCCGUCAAAGUCAUCGCCGCCAACGAUCUGAAGUGGACCGUCCCGUCCGGCAUGUUCCGGCCGUUCAUCGAGGUGAACCUGAUUGGGCCACACCUGAACGACCGGAAGCGCAAGUUUGCCACCAAAUCGAAGUCCAACAACUGGUCGCCGAAGUACAAUGAAUCGUUCCAUUUUGUCAUUGGCAAUGAGGAGCAGUUGGAGUUCUUCGAAUUGCACAUCUGCGUCAAAGAUUACUGCUUUGCCCGUGAGGAUCGCCUGGUGGGGGUCGCAAUCCUGAAGCUGAAGGACGUUGUCGAUCAGGUAUGUUGUUUGUGGUGUUUUGCGAGUUGCGUGAGUGAGAUGGAUGGAUGGAAAAUGGAAGAAUACCAUCGACUGCCCCUUCUUCUAGUUUUCAAAAUGACGUCCAAGCAAGAGGAGCAGCGUGUCAAGAUUUUGCUCGCGCAGCAAGAGAAUCCGACGCUCUCACACGUCAAGUUGGCAAAAUUGCUGGAUGUGGCCAAAUAG
Messenger RNA from Ochlerotatus camptorhynchus, 8613 nucleotides. RefSeq names its product unc-13 (gene unc-13). The record is from RefSeq and is a predicted model, not a curated record. The transcript is spliced from 25 exons. Bases 1258 to 8613 code for a protein of 2451 amino acids. NCBI's taxonomy places the organism in Eukaryota, Metazoa, Arthropoda, Insecta, Diptera, Culicidae. Gene Ontology annotation, molecular function: calcium ion binding; diacylglycerol binding; phospholipid binding. Gene Ontology annotation, cellular component: presynaptic active zone cytoplasmic component; neuromuscular junction; synaptic vesicle membrane. Gene Ontology annotation, biological process: neuromuscular junction development; synaptic vesicle maturation; synaptic transmission, glutamatergic.